AUGAAAAAUGAGUUUGAGAUGAGUAUGAUUAGUGAGCUGAGUUUCUUUCUAGGAUUACAAAUUCGUCAAUUAGAAAAUGGAAUUUUUCUUUCUCAUACCAAGUAUGCGCUAAACAUGUUAAAAAAAAUUGGGUUAGAGAACUCUAAACAUGCUAAGACACCCAUAGGUACCACAACCAAGCUCACACGAGAUGUAUCUAGGAAACCUGUUGAUCCAACUCUGUUCCGUAGUAUGAUAGGUAGUCUUCUCUAUCUUACUGCUAGUCGACCAGAUAUAUGCUUUAGUAUUGGUCUAUGUGCUAGAUAUCAGUCAAACCCCAUUGAGUCUCAUUUUACUGCUUUUAAACGAAUCAUGAAAUAUGUUGCUAGUACCUUAGAGUUUGGUCUAUGGUAUAUGUGUGACACUAACAUGUCUUUGGUUGGUUAUAGUGAUUUUGAUUGGGCUGUGAGUUUAGAUGAUAGCAAAAGCACAUCUGGUGGGUGUUUUUAUCUUGGGAACAAUCUUGUCUCCUGGUUAAGUAAAAACCAAAAUUAUAUUUCAUUGUCCACUGCUAAAGCAGAAUAUAUAGCAGCUGGUAGUUGCUUGGGUUUCAUUGGUGUUGUUAUUGAAGGAUUAAUAGGCAGCAUGGAUUUGACUGGGAAUAUAAUUGUGCAAGCUUCUGAUAUAGUAGAAUCUGAAGUUGAACUACAUAUUGAAGCUAUUGAAUAA
Humulus lupulus (European hop) is the source of this 708-nucleotide messenger RNA. RefSeq lists its product as uncharacterized. Bases 1 to 708 code for a protein of 235 amino acids. The transcript is spliced from 3 exons. The record is from RefSeq and is a predicted model, not a curated record. NCBI's taxonomy places the organism in Eukaryota, Viridiplantae, Streptophyta, Magnoliopsida, Rosales, Cannabaceae.